AUGCCGACCGGUAAGAUUUCCAAGCACUAUAUGUACGAAUAUUUUAGAGAAACUUCGACGCACGUCAAACAAAAUCUAGUAGUGGGUGUACAUUUUAUACUGCAUGGAAACAGAUCGAUACUGUCGUACAAAGAAACGCCUCUUGAUCAGUUUAUGAUGUACAAAAUACAAAAAAUAGAACCUAUAAAAGGCGUUAGUCCUGAGUACACAAGGCCGAUCACAUUUCAUGAGGAAAAUCAGUUUUACGCUGCCAAAUUGAGCACAAUUGACUCACGUUUGAUUCAGGGUUUAUCGCUACUGAACGUUCGUAUUUGGGGUUAUCCUGUAAACCAGGAACUAAUUGCAGCUAUACUACAAAAAAAACCUAAGCAGUUUAAUAUUACCUAUUAUCGGGAUAGGUACAGCUUAUUCAACAUGUUGAAAAACGAAGUAAUGGACUUGUUAAAUUGCGUGUACGUCUUUCACGCGCACGUACAUCUAACGCAAAUUCUGGCCUUAUUCGACCUAAUGAUCGUGUCGCCAGAUGAAAACAAGAAAUAUUUUUCUUCAAACGUGGAUUUGGCGUUCAAAUACUUCGAUAUAACGCUGAAAACGAUGGCCACGGUUUACAACGAAAAUUAUGUACCUGCCGGAUAG
Messenger RNA from Cinara cedri, 636 nucleotides. The record is from the annotation of a GenBank genome assembly. Lineage: Eukaryota; Metazoa; Arthropoda; Insecta; Hemiptera; Aphididae.